Molecule: messenger RNA, 372 nt
Organism: Miscanthus lutarioriparius
Lineage: Eukaryota; Viridiplantae; Streptophyta; Magnoliopsida; Poales; Poaceae
Source: the annotation of a GenBank genome assembly
AUGGGCGGCGCCGGGCCGCGGACGUCGACGUGGCGGGCGGUGGCCGCGGCCGCUGUGGCGCUGUGGCUGGUCCCGGCGGUGCUGGCGCUGGCGGUCCUCUGGCUGCCGCUGCUCUGCUGCGCCGUCGCCGCCGUCCGCUUCCUCAGGGUCAGGAGGAAGCUGGUGGUGGCCGCCAGGAGAUCGUCGCGUGGCUGCUGGGACGGUGACGAAGGCGGCGACCGCGGGACGGAGGAGAUCACGAUGGUGGACGCCACCGGCGGAGGCCGGCUCAGGCUGCUGCAGCAGUACCUCGACGACCAGAUGGAGCUGCUCGUCGGAGGAGGAGCAGGCCACGAGGAGCAGGAAGAAGGAGGAGCCUCAGCUUCUUGUUGA